CAAACACCCUCCGCAUCGAGAGAAUGUCACUGACAGUCUCUGGCCCAUGGCGCAGGCAACCCCAUACAAUCUUGGAGUCGUGUCUCUGUGACGGCGCAAUCGCGCCCUGCUGAUGCGCCCUCCAGCUACCUUUGACUGCAAAUGGCUUAGUUCCCCCUCUUGCAUACUGGUAAUAUCUCAACUGAUCCUCACCAAGACCUAGUUUCGAGGCUGCUGCUGACCCAAUAUCUCGAACUUAUCUCCGCUUAUACCACUUUCAACCCGAACGAGGGCGUAGAGGGGAAUUAAUGCUGGUAUAAAAGGAGGAGUCAGUCACUCAUGGCAAAAAUGGAUUCUGUCCAACUUCACCGUCACCAGCAAGCCGACACUGACUCCGACAAUGGCUGUCCGGCGUAUGAUUCGAAAUUCUGCCUUGAGCGCGUUCAUCCGCAUAUGUCUUCACGGGCAUUACUGGCCUCAGCAUUUCGGCGAUCUUGAAAAGGGGGAGAGAAACUCGGUCGAGACGGCGAAGCGAGCUGAGGAGACCGAGAAACCGGUGCACCUUGUCGAUUGGGACGGCCCGGACGAUGUCGAGAAUCCGCUUAACUUUUCUGGCGUGCAGAAGAGUGUCAUCACGGCAAUGACUUGUAUCUACACGUGGGCAAUCUAUGUCGGCUCUUCGAUUUACACGUCCAGUCAGCCUGGCAUUGAGCAUCACUUUGGCGUGGACAAUUUCCAAUCGUCCUUCGGUCUCGCCAUCUACGUCCUGGCCUACGGUCUGGGAAGUCUCUUGUUCUCCCCACUCUCCGAGGUGCCAUCGAUCGGACGCAAUCCCCCCUAUGCCAUCUCCGGGGCUCUGUUUGUCAUCUUGUGUAUCCCAACGUCACUUGUUGACAAUUAUGCGGGUCUUAUGGUCCUCCGAUUCUUGCUAGGCUUCAUGGGAUCCCCUUGUCUGGCCACCGCCGGGGCAACACUUGGCGAUAUUUGGGGCCCGACUCGAUUCCCAUACUUCAUCGGGCUCUGGGCGUGCACUACGGCACUGGGACCGGCUUUGGGACCGAUGUUGUCGUCCUUUGCUGUCGAGUCUCUCGGUUGGAGAUUCUCCAGUUGGGAGCUCCUCAUCAUUUCGGGCUCCGUCUUCGUCGUCUUCGUCGUCUUGGUUCCAGAGACGGCGGCACCAACCAUCCUGUAUUACCGGGCGAAACGACUCAGAGAGUUGACGGGGGAUAAAAGGUACAUGUCGCAAGAGGAGAUCAAACAGUCACAUCUCACGGCUGGCCAGCGCCUGUGGAAUUCAAUCAUCAAGCCUUGGGAAGUCAACAUCAAGGACCCGGCUCUGUUGUUCAUGACCUUGUAUAUGGGAUUGAUCUAUGCAAUUGUCUAUUCUUUCUUCGAGUCAUUGCCCCUCGUCUAUCCGCCAAUAUACGGGUUCUCACCAACUUCCACGUCCCUCAUCUGGCUAGCAGUCAUUCCUGCCGGGGCGAUCGGCUUUCCACUCCACUGCUUCUGGCUGUCCAAACGUGUCGAGCCCAAGCUUCUGAACCAAACGUUUGGCGACUUGGAGAAUUUUCUCGAAACCGGCGUUGCCGCCAGCCUGUUGAUGCCAGCAUCGUUGUUCAUGUUCGCAUGGACAGCUAGGGCCUCAAUCCACUGGAUGGUUCCCACCACUGCCAUCUUUCUCUACAUGGUCGCGCAGUAUUUCCUCUCCAACUCGAUCUUUUUGUACAUUCCGGCCAUCUAUCCGCGCUAUGCAGCGAGCAUUUUUGCGGCCAACAGCGUGGCAAGGGCUCUUUUGGCGUUUGUGGCGGUGCUGGUGGGACGAUCAAUGUUUAAGGGCAUUGGCAUCGACGGGGGUGUGAGCUUGUUGGGAGGCCUUACAACUGUUUGUGCUGCCCUGUUGGCUGGGUUGUAUUGGAGCUGGGGAAAGAAACUGAGGGCCAGAAGUCGCUUUACUGCUUGAUUUACCGGUACUGGCACUAUGCUUGCCAUGGCGUAAAUAAUACUGGUACCGCUGGGAUUAAGAUUUUAGAAUUAGCUAGAUAGAUAGGAUUACCUUGGACGAGUCGUAAGGAUAUUGUAAGUGCCUUGGAAGCUAUUUGAAUCUCCCGUUUGC
Messenger RNA from Cladophialophora immunda, 2092 nucleotides. RefSeq lists its product as uncharacterized. The transcript is spliced from 3 exons. Gene Ontology annotation, biological process: xenobiotic detoxification by transmembrane export across the plasma membrane. The record is from RefSeq and is a predicted model, not a curated record. Gene Ontology annotation, molecular function: fluconazole transmembrane transporter activity. Lineage: Eukaryota; Fungi; Ascomycota; Eurotiomycetes; Chaetothyriales; Herpotrichiellaceae. Bases 380 to 1939 code for a protein of 519 amino acids.